GCGGCGGAGAAAUGGACGAGAAGGACGAAGACCUCGGUGCCUUUGAUCCAAACAUACCAGAGGAGGGACCAUCAGCGCCCCCUCCUGGCUGGCUGGAUGACAUACAUGGAUACCAGGGUCACAAAGGAGGACAGGAUGACAAUCCGUUGUACCCACCCCCACCUGCCUACAACCCCCAGCCUGAGCUCAACAGGAACACCCUGGUGCCCAACGUCAGGGUCCCCACGAUAUCGGAGGAUAUGGCCAGAGACGCCCUGCUCAAGUUCGUGGAGUCAAAAUGGAGGUACAGCUCCAAACCUGCCAGGAACCUCACCUUCAAAGAGCUCAAUCCCAUCACUGUCUACAGGUAUCGACUGGAGACCUACACCGAGACCAGAACCAGCGCCUGGCAGUUUGAACCCUACAAUGGACAGGUGGUGGACGGGCCUCAGUACGGUAUGUCCCCUCCACCGUGGGACGUCCCAGUGACAUUACCUCAGAGAUACACCGACGUGGUGGAGAAGAUCCGCGUGCCGCACACGUCCUUCGUCAAGACGUGUCACACAUGUCACGGCUGUGGAAGAACUCGGUGUAUUAGCUGCUUCGGUAGAGGCCAGAAGCGUUGCACUUUCUGCCACGGAAACGGUCGCUCCAGGAACAAGCGUUGCACCUCCUGUCACGGCCGAGGUCGCAAGAGGUGUCUCUCCUGUCACGGCCACGGCUACAAGACCUGCUCCGUUUGCCACGGCAGCCAAAACCUGAUGCACUUCAUCCUGCUCACGGUUACCUGGAAGAACAACGUAGAGGAAUUCAUCCCUGAUCGUCAGCCCGACUUCCCCGACAAGAAGUUUGAGAAGGUGACAGGAGAUCCUUUCUUCAUCGACCAGAACCUUCUGGUGUACCCCAUCCAGGGUUUCCCCGAUCAGGAGAUCUGUGACGCUUCUACAAAACUGAUCAACGGACACCUCAAUCGCUUCAGUGCCACCAGCCGCAUCCUGCAACAGCGUCAGAGCAUCGAGCUGGUUCCCCUGACUCACGCUUUUUACUUCUACAACGGAAAAGUCCACGACUUCUUUGUCUACGGGACAGAGAACAAAGUAUUUGCCUCUAAAUAUCCCACCGCAUGUUCCAUUUUAUAAGUAGCAGGGAUUUGUGGUGGUUAAGGUGAAGUUACGACCCCAAACACUCCAACGUGUCUCACGGACAGAAGUCAGAACACGGGUCAUUUCUUUAAUGGUUCAUGAGACUGUGAUGUGUGAGAAAUCUACAAUCUAAACUUGCAAUUCAUUCUCAAAACAGUGUGAAAAGCAGUAGAUGUUCUGAAUGUGGCCUUAAUGUCAACAACAGUCUGGUUAUCAUGUGUCCAUGUGAGCACCCGACUAGUGUAACUAUAGUAAUCCUUCAUGGUUAACCUCACAUAUGCACUAGUUUAAUCCUACGAGCCUGCAGGCGUCAAAGGGUCAAAUUUCUGAUAAUCUGUGUGCACGGAUUAAUUAGUCAUACCUAUAAUUUAAUAAACUGUGACCUGGGUGUUUCAGUUUAUUCCCCAAAACUAGAGUCAUGUUGUUUUUAUAGCUGUGGGAACAGAGGUUGCAGGUGUUUACAGCAGGUUAGCAGCCGUGUUUCACCUAAAUUAAUGAACGAAGCCCCUCAAAUAAAUGAUAAAUUAUCCCAUCCAUUCAUCUCUUUAUCAUACAUACAGACGUAUCUGAUUAUUAUUAUUAUUACAAAUGAGGAUUUAGCACUCCUCGUUUACCUUUGGCUGCUAUAGUUAGACACGCUCUGUUAGCAUUAGCCUGCGUGCUAAUCUGCUGUAGCCGCGACAGUUGACAGGUGGUGGAUGAUCUAAAAGGGCUACGUGGUUCAUAAUAUUGGAUUAGGAUUUAAGGGCUGAGAUUCAUGAGUAGUAGGUUAUUCUUUUUAAAUUUAUUUUUUCUCGUUAAUUAUGAAUUCAGGGCAGGUUUGGGCAAAAUGUCCAUGUCAGCCACAUACAGAUUAACCUUUAAAUAUCUCUGGUUGUAUUUGUCCAUUUUAAAUGUAAAUCAUUGAGCAGGACGGCUGGAUUUCAUUCAUCACGUAUCACCAUGUACAGACGGUAGUUUGACUUUCCAGACAAUAUGCUUUUAUAAAACAUAUAUAAUUUAAUCAGAUUUUAACAUCACAUCCUAAUUGGAGUUUACAAAUAAAGGUAAUUCACUUGAGUAUGAAUGAUUAAUUCUGUUGCACUGAAUCAAAGCUUUGCCCUCGACGUCCGUCAGGCUCCAUAUAACCCAGUAUAAUCCAGUAAGUGAACUGUGUGUGUGUACUAACGUCUACUACCUCUCUACUGUCGGCUCAGACUGAUCGCGGUGCGCUUCGCAGCCGGUGCUCACUCUUUGAGAUUCAGCGCUGAAUCAAAUCCCUCCAGUUCACAUUAACAGAGACGAUGUGAAUAUUAUGUGGUGAGAUGACGACAGAUCUUCUUGUCUCUGUAGCUCUGAGUUGAUUUUCAGGCGUCUUCGCUGUCACAUCCAGAGUGAAUCAGAAGCCAUACUCUGUUUUAUUGUUUAUUUUUACUUUUGAUGGACUGAAACACUUCUCCAUUUUCACUUACAUUUUUCCUGCCUUUUAUAAAUAUUAAAAAAAUAUCUUUUUAUACUGUAUUUAUCUGAAUUCCUUCCGUCUACAGACGGUGAAAUCCUGUGCAGUUUACAGUCACUUCCUCUGCACUGAUUCGUGUCGUUGGAUAAUUUCUAACUCCGUUUUAACUUCUGUCUUUACAUCUCUCAUCUGGCUCUUUGGUUUUAAACAUUUGGAUUAUCACCUAGGUAACGGCACACAGCUGGUGAUGUGCAAAGAACACUAAUCAGACAAAUCUAUCGUUUAUUCUGGUCUUGAAUGGGACUCAUAAUUUCAUUUUAGUCUGAAACGAUUACUGGAUUAAUUGUUCAGUUGAUUUGCAGAAAAAUAAUCAGUAAUUAUUCUGAUUUAAGUUGAUUUUCCAGCUUCUGAGCUGUGAAGACUUUCUGCUUUUAUUCAUCGUACCUGAUAAUAAACUGAAUAUCUUUUAGAUUUUAUACUCAAGUCAGGUGAAACUUUUCCACUGCUCUCUGACAUUUUAAAGACCAAAUGAUUGGUUGUGCAGUUGUGCAGUGGUUAGCACUGUUAGCACUUAGCUGGGAUUGGCUCCAGGAGAUGAAUCAAUAUUGAAAACAUUUGUCAGUUGCAGCCUUACCUAACAGAUAAAGAGUUUUUGACAUUUAUUUAGUAUCAUACCAGUUACAUCUUCGCUUGUUGGACGGUCCAGCAGGUCAGGAAACUAAAAUGUGCCAGUUUGAUAUAAAAUCACACUCACAGGAAAAGCACUUAACACACAGUACAGUACUGUAUAUCUACGCUCUCUCUCUCCUCUCUGUGCCUCAGUGACGCGUUGCUUUAACGACUGAACAAACCUUUAACAUUGUGCACACGUUAAACACGAUGUUCUUUUACAGCUACAGGCCAAAUAAAGACCCGUUAUCACAGUUUACACAUGGAGACUUUCUGUCUCAGGACUCACUGACAGUUUGUCAUUUUGAUAAGUGACUGUUCAUAUCACAACUUUUCUAUCAGAGGAGAUUUAUUUUUCUUUGUGUGUUAAAUCAAAGGGUUUUUAUUUUCUUUUAGAAAACAGUAAAUCUAGUGUCUCAGUUUACAUCUAUGGAAAAUACUCAUUCAUAUUUCAGCUCUUUUUUUUUUGUACGUCUGACAAUGUCUCUGUGAUUGUUAAAGAAUUUUAUCAGUUUGAAUUUUAUAUGUAAAAGAUAUUUUAUUAGGACAUGUGAGGCUUCACUAUCACGUCCAGAAAUGAAGUAAAUUUACAGCCUCUUGUGUUUGUCUCCACUUUUACAACUUUACUUGGUAUUGUGUGUGUCGUGUAGUCCAGUUAUCUCUGUCUAAACUUAUUACAGCUAAAGUUACAAUUUAAAGUCAUGUUGUUCAUAAAUAAACAUAAUAAAACCUGUUAAAUAUAUUCAGUAAAGAUGUCACAAAUAAACUUUCCUGUUAUCAUCCUGCUGUGUCUGAGCGCUUCUACUCUCCUGAGAUCUAGUUCGGACAAAACUGGUUCA
Molecule: messenger RNA, 4067 nt
Organism: Seriola dumerili (greater amberjack)
Lineage: Eukaryota; Metazoa; Chordata; Actinopteri; Carangiformes; Carangidae
Gene: ssuh2.1
Product: ssu-2 homolog (C. elegans)
Exons: 12
Coding region: 12-1118 (368 amino acids)
Molecular function (GO): heat shock protein binding
Source: RefSeq, a predicted model, not a curated record